AUGCUUCCUCUCUUCAACAAAGUGCUUCCUCUCUUCUUCAAAGUACUUCCUCUCUUCUUCAAGAUGCUUCCUCUCUUCUUCAAGAUGCUUCCUCUCUUCUUCAAAGUGCUUCCUCUCUUCAACAAAGUGCUUCCUCUCUUCAACAAAGUGCUUCCUCUCUUCAACAAAGUACUUCCUCUCUUCUUCAAAGUGCUUCCUCUCUUCUUCAAAGUGCUUCCUCUCUUCAUCAUGCAGCUUCCUCUCUUCAACAAAGUGCUUCCUCUCUUCUUCAAAGUACUUCCUCUCUUGAUCAAGGUGCUUCCUCUCUUCAUCAUGCAGCUUCCGCUCUUCUUCAAGAUGCUUCCUCUCUUCAUCAAGAUGCUUCCUCUCUUCAUCAAGAUGCUUCCUCUCUUGCUCAAGAUGCAGCUUCCUCUCUUCAACAAAGUACUUCCUCUCUUCAUCAUGCAGCUUCCUCUCGUCUUCAAGAUGCUUCCUCUCUUCAUCAUGCAGCUUCCUCUCUUCAACAAAGUGCUUCUCUCUUCUUCAAAGUGCUUCCUCUCUUCAUCAUGCAGCUUCCUCUCUUCAACAAAGUGCUUCCUCUCUUCUUCAAAGUGCUUCCUCUCUUCAUCAUGCAGCUUCCUCUCUUCAACAAAGUGCUUCCUCUCUUCAACAAAGUACUUCCUCUCUUCUUCAAAGUACUUCCUCUCUGGAUCAAGAUGCUUCCUCUCUUCUUCAAGAUGCUUCCUCUCUUCUUCAAAGUACUUCCUCUCUUCUGCAACAAAGUACUUCCUCUCUUGA
Messenger RNA from Trichomonas vaginalis G3, 777 nucleotides. Its product is annotated as SLEI family protein family. NCBI's taxonomy places the organism in Eukaryota, Parabasalia, Trichomonadida, Trichomonadidae. The coding region runs from base 1 to 777 and encodes 258 amino acids. The record is from RefSeq and is a predicted model, not a curated record. The transcript has a single exon.